AUUUGGUUGUUGUGGCAACUAAUAUCUCACAUAAUGGCCCUAACUCGGGGCUUCAAUCCGGACAGAAUCAUGGCCCUAUCACUGCUCAUUUAUUGCAAUCGGAAGUGUUAUUAAAUCAAGCUUGCCCGCAGGAUCUGCAAAUGAUCAGUCCUCAUGACGACAAGGGCCGCAUCGAACAAAGGGCAUGAGUCCUGGAUACACGUUACUGUACUCUCGAUCGAUCGAUCUCUAUAAUCUUAUCUCCCUUAUACAAUUUUGGUCAUGUGCAACUACUACUUUUUAGCGAAACUUGAAGGACGAUCUUCUUUCCGCAAUGCUGAUUGGUGGGUCCCUGCCCGAGGGUAAAACUUGGAAUGGACCAUCCGAGGCAGUGUCAUGCCCGGCACCACAGUUAAUAAAAAUAGGUACUCCGUGCAGAUUCGUUGCGAUCUGGUCCUGACGCGAUAUUCCUCGUGAUCGAGAAACCCUCAUCUGAGUGGGGUAACUGAGGCGAUUCCCGGGCUGGAAUCUAUGACCCUGCCAAGCCAUAUUGUCGGCUUGGAAACUUGAACACUUUAGAUUUACUUUAACAUACAGAGCGGUGAAGCGCCACGUUCAUUCUACCAAAUCCGAAACAAAUUUGCCGCAAGAUUUGAUGGCCGCGGCCUCCCGUCGUCAUUCUCGUCCUCGCCUACACCCAUAACCGCUAUCCGAUGCGUUGGACAAUCCCUCGAGUAACCGACAGAUCAACCCCUCCCCUCCCCCCGGCGUUUCCCUCUCACCGUCGUUUUCGAUCUCAUCGCCAGUUCGAGAAGAUCGGGCUUUCGCGCAGCCAUGGAACCUAGCAGGGCCGAAGAGCACCAGGCUGGCCGCCGGACUCGUGAAGUAUAUCGCUACUUCCGACCAGAGCGCCUGGAGACUAUCCGAGAGAACACCUCGUCACCGGCUGGGUCAGGCUCUUCGCUGAAGCCACCAAGCUCCAAUAAUUCUAUCCCCACUGAGCACCCUUCUUCCCCAGGAAAUUUGCAACAGUCUUCGGAACAUCAUACCUGGGCGCCGAUACAGCCCAUGCCCGAAUCGCUAAUCCUUGGCGACGCGAAUGAGACAUUGAAUUCUCUGGCACAGUUAGCCGCUCUUCGUCUCAAUGUGGAUCGCGUGUUCAUUAGUGUCUCGGAUCGUGAUUCACAAUUUAUAAUUGCGCAAGCUGCCCAAACCAAAACUGGAGAUGGUAAUCAUGAUCUCAUAGGGAAUGCAAUGAAAACCGGCUGUUACACUCUCAACGUGAGCGCCUGGAGUAUGUGCAAAGAUACUGUCGCAUUACAUCAAUCCAAUCGAGAAAAAGGAGAAUACAACUUUUUAGUCUCCAACGACCUGAGUCAGGAUGAGCGGUAUAAGGAUCUUCCUUUCGUGGUAGGGGAGCCCGGCUUCCGCUUCUAUGCCGGUACGCCUCUUACCACGGAAAGUAAUGUCAACAUUGGUUGCUUCUUUGCUCUCGACACAAAGCCUCAUGCAGAGUUCAGCUAUAUCGAGAAGGAGACGAUGGGCUAUAUGGGGAUGCUCAUUAUGGACUAUUUGAAAGUCAGUCGGCAGGCCUCGGACGGUCGCCAUGCUGCGAGGUUAUCGCGCGGUAUCAAUCUUUUCGUCGAGGGCCAUUCCUCCUUUGACAAGCCUUCAUCAAGGCCGGUCUCGGGUAUUUUUGGCUCACAACCAGGUCAUCCCGGGAUUUCAACCCUAGUAUCACGGUCCCCUUCUACGUCCACGCAAAGUUCCCGCGACGAUUGUUCUAGCCGCUCGCGUUCACGAAGCGCACGAUCAUCAAGCUCGACAGCUGACAGCGUUGAUGAACGGGCUAUCCCAUCCAGCCUUGACUCACACAUCGCAAAGCGCCUGGCAAAUAAAUCAAACGGUACCCGGGGGCUUCCAGCAAAGUCGUGGACUUUUCGUCGAGCCGCAAACCUUAUUCGUGAGAGUCUAGAACUCGAGGAGAAGAGUGGCGUGAUCUUUCUUGAAGCUGGCGGAGGCCUCGCUGCAGAACCCGGAACAGAUAGCGACACAUCCAUUUCGUGCGCAUCGGAGAUUUCCAGACCUGCCUCGAUUGUAGCACUGUCUACCACCGAAACGGCAUUUGGCCCAGAUUCGACCUCGCACAAGCCUCUCCCUGUCAUGAAGUUGGAUGAGACAUAUCUCAGAGGUCUUCUCAAGCGAUAUAGGAGGGGACAUAUCUGGAAUUUUCACCGAGACGGGCAGCUGUCUAGUUCGGAUAGUGAAGACCACUUCCAGCAAGGCCACAGACGUGGUCGAGCGAGAAGUUCUGCCGAUUUAUCGAAGUCACGGAAGAGAACGAAAGUGAAAGACAACUCUCAGCUCAAUAGAUAUUUUCCUGGGGCUACUCAGGUCUUGUUUGUGCCUCUGUGGAAUGCUGCCAUUUCGCAGUGGUUCGGUGGCUUUUUCUGUUGGACCAACGUGGAACAUAAAGUGUUCAGCCCUUCAAUAGAGCUGAGCUCUUUGCUGAGCUUUGGAUCUUCGAUUAUGGCUGAGUGCAGUCGUAUUGAAACCGUGAUCGCGGAUCAGCAGAAGGAUGAUUUUCUGGGCAGUAUUUCGCAUGAACUGCGCAGUCCACUUCACGGUGUCCUAGCAGCCACCGAAAUGCUCAAAGACACGAACUUGGACCAAUAUCAAAACUCACUCAUAGAGACAGUUGAUGCCUGUGGCCGAACAUUACUUGAUACCAUGAAUCAAGUGCUCGAUUUUAGCAAGAUCAUGUCUCUAGAACGCAAGUCACGUCGGCGGAGGCGACGUAAGGCUUUGUCUCAAGACCUUGAUAAUUCACAUCUCUCUGCUGCGCAUCUCGAUUUGUACAAGCCCAUCGACCUUUCUGUGGUUGCAGAGGAAGUGGUGGAAGGCGUGUUCCUAGGGCAUAUGUAUAAUCAAAGAUCAACCGCGUCCCUGGACCUCUUAGGUACUUCUCUCGUUGCACCGGAAUUCCCCGAGGAUCUUCAUGCUGUCAAGCCAGGCGUCAAAGUGAUUUUGGAUAUCGCACCUACAGACUGGAUCUACCAUGCUCCUCCCGGAGCUGUGCGCCGCAUCAUCAUGAAUUUGUUCAGCAACGCGCUCAAAUAUACCCCUGCCGGCCGAGUUUGCCUACGGUUGGAGGCGGAAGAGAAACCCGAGGCUUCAACAAAGCGGCCAGUACAUAGGGAGCGUGCCAAGGAGCGUAAUGUCAUCCUGACCGUUUCUGAUACUGGCAAGGGCAUAUCGGAGGAAUUCUUGCGUGGGAAGCUGUUUAUGCCAUUUGCUCAAGAAGACAGUCUUGCCGUUGGCUCUGGUCUUGGCCUGUCGAUUGUUCGCAGCCUCAUCCAGUCUUUAGGUGGUAGUAUUGAUAUCAAAAGUUGCCUCGGUGAAGGAACGACGGUGAGAGUAUCAAUCCCACUGGCGCGCAUAGAGCAGGAUGGUGAUGGGCUUGGGUUAGAUAUCGUUUCGGGCCAUGAACCAUCGUCGAGACAGAUCGCCACUCUACAGGGCCACAAAGGCCGGACGGUUGCCAUACUCGGAGUAGAUCCACGUGAUGCACCGAGCGAUCCGGAAUGGGCCGAUCUAUCUCGUUACAUCACCGAUUGGUAUGGUCUCAGGUUGGUUUCCAUGUCGGCCUCCGAACCCAUCGACCUCAUCGUGGCCGACGAAUUGCCCAGUGAGACUACGAUCAGCCAAAGCUCUGCGACCAUAAAGACAGCUUUGCUCGUCAUGAGCGAUCAAUAUGUCGGUCGUGAAUCUGUUCCCGUCAAAUGGCUUAGGGGUACCAAAUCCGUCAACGUGAUCAAUCGCCCGUGCGGCCCUCAUAAGCUACGCCGAUGCAUCUCCAAAUGUCUGGAUGAAGCAUUGUCUUUGCCAAUGUCACCCGAGACCAACGCAAUUAUCCUACCGGAACGGCCUGCCCUAAUCUCCACGAGGUCAUCAGUCGGGAACCUUCAUUCGAAGAACCCGCCAGCAAACGCAAUAAUCGAUAGGAAGAGAGCCCGUUCUUUCACUCUUCCGGCCGAACUUGCCCCCAAGUCUUUGAUGCGACCAAGGGCUGAAAAACGUGACGCCCGAAUCUUGGUCGUGGAGGACAACAAGAUCAAUCUCAACCUGAUGCUAGCAUAUCUGAAGAAAAGACAGCUCUCAACCUUGCAUUCUGCUGAAAAUGGCUGUCUGGCGAUCGAAGCUGUUAAGAAACAAGAUGAUGAUAACUACGACAUCAUCUUCAUGGACAUUUCAAUGCCAGAAAUGGACGGGUUUGAAGCAGCUCGGGCGAUUCGUGCAUUGGAGAAGGAUCGUAGCCCGGGCUCUGCGCCGGCUAUUAUCAUCGCGCUGACGGGUCUCAGCAGUCCCGAGGAUGAAUGCAAGGCCUUUGAGUCGGGAAUAGACAUGUUUUUGACAAAGCCCGUCUCUUUUAAGAAUGUCGGGAAGUUACUGAAAGAUUGGACGGACAGACGGGACGAAGGGAAUAGUGAUUUUUCUGCAUGAUGUUAUAAACCUUUGUAUAGUGUACGGUCAUUCUAGCGCUAAUGUCUGCUGAUAUAAUAUUACCACGCCACGCAUAUUAUCAACAAAAUAGAAUAUUCUGUUCUGCAAACGAAUACCAGCUGUUAUGUCAAUUGCGUAUCGGCCUAUCAUUCUUGACGAAUUAACCGCCCUAGCUGAGCUACCUGAUGAUCUCGCCGGUGAGGAUGAAGCUUUACUGGAGACCAUCGCAGUCUGUGGUUCGUUUCUUAAGUGGUGUGAGGACGUUAUUGUUUUUGUCCAUCAGUCUGCGAAAAAAUUUCUGCUCGGAAAGGCAUGGAUCGAGGUAGGAGGAUCAAGGAGCCUAUCAUCCUGCAAUCUUUUCGCGAUGUCUACGAGCUUCAUUCAAGGUCUAUAUUCUUUCCACUCAGAUAGUUGAGAGAAUUUUGGGUUGUCUUGCUGGAAAGGAGAGGGGGCUGCAGGGCCAUCUUGAGUGUAGAAAUCCGGAGAAGGGCUAAAUCCAUAUCUUGAGGGUGAUAUGUGAUCAUAGCGUCCUGGAGUGGGAGCGUAUUGCCAGUCCUAGUCCGAGAUAUCGGGCGUACGAGCUUGAGAAUCCAAAUUGUCGGAAAAUGAGGCGUUAAACACGGUCAGCACUCUCCUGCUGAAGGUAACGUUAGCAUCCUAGACUUCUUGGUGUCAAUAGGCGAUGAGAUCAGUUAAAGAGUUCAGCAUUUUGUGAAGUCGAGAAUAAGCGCAUUGUUGACAAAUUCCCACCAGAUAUUAUUCUUUUAUUUGUGCAUGUCUUAUCGCUCAUUCAACAAGUUCUG
Messenger RNA from Penicillium brasilianum, 5285 nucleotides. Lineage: Eukaryota; Fungi; Ascomycota; Eurotiomycetes; Eurotiales; Aspergillaceae. The record is from the annotation of a GenBank genome assembly.